Molecule: messenger RNA, 325 nt
Organism: Staurois parvus
Lineage: Eukaryota; Metazoa; Chordata; Amphibia; Anura; Ranidae
Source: the annotation of a GenBank genome assembly
GAUGACCAGAGACUGCAGACAUAGUACAGGAGAUGACCAGAGACUGCGGACACAGUACAGGAGAUGACCAGAGACUGCGGACACAGUACAGGAGAUGACCAGAGACUGCGGACACAGUACAGGAGAUGACCAGAGACUGCGGACACAGUACAGGAGAUGACCAGAGACUGCGGACACAGUACAGGAGAUGACCAGAGACUACAGACAGUACAGGAGAUGACCAGAGACUGCGGACACAGUACAGGAGAUGACCAGAGACUGCGGACAGUACAGGAGAUGACCAGAGACUGCGGACAGUACAGGAGAUGACCAGAGACUGCGGACA